Monoraphidium neglectum is the source of this 729-nucleotide messenger RNA. RefSeq lists its product as hypothetical. The transcript has 12 exons. The coding region runs from base 1 to 729 and encodes 242 amino acids. Gene Ontology annotation, molecular function: RNA binding. NCBI's taxonomy places the organism in Eukaryota, Viridiplantae, Chlorophyta, Chlorophyceae, Sphaeropleales, Selenastraceae. The record is from RefSeq and is a predicted model, not a curated record.
AUGGACGACGCGAGCCUGAGGGAACUGUUCUCCGCGUUUGGCGCUGACAAGGCGGAGGUUAUGCUGGACAGGGUGACUCAGCGCAGCCGCGGCUUUGGGUUCGUGUAUUUCAAGGACCGCGAGGGCCUCGACAGCGCCAUCCGGGAGAAGCACGACACGGAGCUCGACGGCCGCCGCAUCAGCGUCAAAUCUGCCAUCCCUGAGGACCAGAUCCCGCCAGGCCAGCGCGCCCCGCGCCGCAGCGGAGCCCCUGGCCGCUUCGGCGACCGCGGCCCCGGCGGCUAUGGGGGUGGCUACAGGGGCAAUUACGACUCAGCCAGGGGCGGUUAUGACCGUGGUUACGACCGCGGCUAUGACCGUGGUUAUGACCGGGGCGGGGGCUACGACAGGAGCGGCGGUUACGGCGGUUACGACCGCGGCGGUUACGGCGGCGGCAGCUACGACCGCGGCUAUUACGGAGGGGGCGGCGGUAGCUAUGGUUACGGGGGCGGCUACGACCGCGAUCCCCGCGGCGGCUAUUACGGCGGGGGCGGCGGCGGCGGUUACGGCGGUUACCCUGAGUCGCGCGACCCGGGCUACGACCGCGGCUACUAUGGCGGCGGCGGCGGCGCGUCCGGCUACGACGCCGGCUACUCGGCGCCGCCCCCCUCCUACGGCCCCGAGCGCGGCGCGCGCGCCUACACGCAGCCGCGGGCGGACCCCUACGCGCGCGCGCCGCCCGGCCGCUGA